GGAAGUGUCUAUGUCAUUCUUUAAUCAACGGACGCAACUGGACAGCAAGGGUGAAGUGAAACUUGGCGAUGAGAUUCAGAUGGUCAUUCUAGUAACCAACAAUGAUAAUGGUUACUUUGACAUUAGUGCCAAAUCAUGUUUUGCUUCUGGCAUCACACUGAUAGAAGACAGAUGCCCGGUAGAUGAAGACUUGGUUGGGUUAUUCAAUUCCAGUGCGGUCGGGUAUUUGAGCAACACAUUUAGUAUGUUCCGACCGACGAGUAUAUCUGGUGGACCGUUUGAGGUGGUGUUUACAUGUAUAUUGGAAGUUUGUCUGUGGAAUUGUGAUGAGAAUGCAUGCAUUACCGAGGGUGACACAAGUUCUGGAACCUCUAGAAAAAGACGUAGGGCUGGUAUCAGGCCGGCUGACGGACAGUCUAAUCCAUCCGUAGUUAGAGGUUUUACAUUAACAGCUGUGGCAGAAGGGGAAGAAACCGCUGUGAGUCGUAAGAAACCAAACGUGGACAUGUGUAUACCAAUAACUGUUGUAGCAGCUCUGAUUGGUUUGUUUAUCAUCAUUGUUGGAGUAGGUGGCGCCAUCUUUGCAAUUACCUACAAGUAUUACUGCAAUUAUAUGAAGAGUAUCGCAUCACUGAAAGAACGAAAAGAUGGACACGAGAAACAAACGAUUGAAAAUCAGUCUGAUAAACCGGAAGGCAAUCAGAAAACGAAUUGUAUACGUGCGCAGAUAAGUACCGGCAUAGAGGACGAACUUCAAAACAUGUCACGCGAGACAAAUGAAGCUACUUCCGGAAGUGACAAAUCUAAAUAUACAGAACAUCUUCAAGCGCUUGAAGUGCAUUUAAAAUCCCGGCAUGAUAACCAGAAACCUUACCGUCGCACUAGUUUAUCCGUUGCUGGAAUGGCCUCGUUUCCAGAAAAAAAGACACACACAGGCACAUAGGAUAUAGUCCAAAUAUUGUAACAGUGACAACCGAAAACAAUGAUUUUUGUCUACAGUUUUACUGAAAUGAUUUCACACACGCAAAUUAUAAUCCCAAUUCAAAACAGUUUUAUGCGAAGCUUCGCACAUCGUGUGUAUAUUAGCAAAUAAUUAAAUUAUAAUAACGGUG
Molecule: messenger RNA, 1112 nt
Organism: Mercenaria mercenaria
Lineage: Eukaryota; Metazoa; Mollusca; Bivalvia; Venerida; Veneridae
Exons: 4
Coding region: 11-943 (310 amino acids)
Source: RefSeq, a predicted model, not a curated record